Metopolophium dirhodum (rose-grain aphid) is the source of this 812-nucleotide messenger RNA. Its product is annotated as beta-galactosidase-like. The record is from RefSeq and is a predicted model, not a curated record. Lineage: Eukaryota; Metazoa; Arthropoda; Insecta; Hemiptera; Aphididae. Bases 221 to 553 code for a protein of 110 amino acids. The transcript has 2 exons.
UUGAAAAGGUUGCUCAACGUAUUAAACCAGUGAUCAGUGAUGUUCCUUUACCGUUUGAGGACUUAGAUAUUAACUUUGGUUUAGUAAUGUAUGAAACAACAUUAACAGAUGAUCAAAAAAAUGUUGAAAAUCCAGUAAACCUAACUGUGAACACGGUUAGAGAUUGAGCAAUCAUUACCUGGAUCAAGUAGAGUUACAUUGCAGUUAUAGUUUUAGAAACAUGGGUACUAUGAAUCGGUUGAAAGCUAAUACUACAAUAAGCUUAAACAUUAACCGUACUCUUCAAAACCUAAGCAUUUUAAUUGAGAAUCAGGGAAGGAUUAAUUUUGGAGACUUUAUUGAAGAUAGGAAGGGAAUUUUUGAUCAAGUGAUUCUCAGAAAUAAAAUAUUAAGCCCUUGGAAAAUGACUGCAUAUCCUUUGAAUUAUACAUCAUGGAUUUCUUCAAUCAAAUCAGUUGAAAACGUCAACAGUGUUAAAUUACCAGCAUUUUAUAAAAUACAGUUUACAUUACCAGUGUGUCAUUCUAUAAAACCAUCCAUUGACAAGCAAUAAUUUAUUCACAGUUCAUAACAUCAACUAGAUAGGGCCCAGCUAGGAUACCUACAUAAUUCAGAAAAUUAAAACAUCUUCCCAGACAAAAUAAAGUUUAGAGAAGUUUCAAAAACAUUUGAAAUAUAUAACGUGUAAUGUUCUAAUAAAAUUUCAACGUAGUGUUACUAAUAUCACUGGAAUGUUAUAAUAAUUUUUUGUCGUCCUUUUUUGUCCGCCUUUUAAAUGUUACAAUAAAGCUAUAUGUUUAAUAUAGAAUGGA